AUGUUCGGCGCGCCGCCCAUGUUCUACGGUCCCGCGCAGUCAGCGCAGCAGCAGCAGGACCAGCGCGUCGCUGCGUGGCAUGACGGACUACGACGCAAGAUUGGCGAGGCGUCGCACUCGGAGGUAUUCGGCAUCGGCGACGUCGUCCUGAGGGUCAUUCCGCUGCGCGACGAGGAGCAGACCUCUUCCAGGGACGAUGACGGGCUAGAGUCCCCGGCACCGAGUGACGCGAAGGACGUGCUGAAGGAGAUCAUCGUCACUCGCGCGAUGGGUGAGAUAUGCCCCGGGUUCGUGAAGCUCUUGAGGACGUACGUUGUGCGCGGAACGUAUCCUUUGCUGCUACUUGUCCUCUGGGACAACUACAACAAGAGGAAGGGCAAUACCUUCGGCAUGUUGCAGUUCGGUUGGAAGCAGGCGUGUAGCUUGUUCUGGCAGGUCGCGCAAACCUUGGCAGAGACCGAGGGUCUCGUUUGCUUCGAGCACCGUGACCAGGUAGUGCGCGAACGCCGGUGCUACUGGCUACGCGCAGGCGGGCAGCAGCACCAGCAGUCAAUGCAGGGCAUGGCCGUCCCAAUGGACCAGGGACACGGCCAGUACGGAUACCAGCAGUACGUGCCAGAGACCGACGACCCCUUUAACCAGGCAGACGAGAUCGUUCGCGCAGUCGGUCCCGACCGCGGACGCGAUCCCCCAGCAGCGCUUCCAGUUCGCAGAGUACCGCCAUCCGGACUAGCUAGUCGCGCCCGCGCCCGCGCCGUCGUCGUACACCUCGACCGACAGCAUGCUGACAAGCAACAUCAACAGCUUCUCGUCCUCGCCCGUUUCGUGGGGUGUAGACCAGAGCCAAGGCGAGCACAGUGCGACGCAGACUCAGAGCACGACGCGCAAGCAGAGGAGUGCGAUGAAGCCGGCGAGCCAGAAGAUGCGUGA
This is a messenger RNA of Rhodofomes roseus, 930 nucleotides long. RefSeq lists its product as uncharacterized. Bases 1 to 930 code for a protein of 309 amino acids. The record is from RefSeq and is a predicted model, not a curated record. The transcript has 5 exons. NCBI's taxonomy places the organism in Eukaryota, Fungi, Basidiomycota, Agaricomycetes, Polyporales, Fomitopsidaceae. Gene Ontology annotation, cellular component: cytoplasm; nucleus. Gene Ontology annotation, biological process: mitotic cell cycle; intracellular signal transduction. Gene Ontology annotation, molecular function: histone H3T3 kinase activity.